AUGUGGGCAUACGGACUGCUACUGAGGCGGGGGAAACCGACGCCCCCGGCGGGGGAAACCGACGCCCCCGGCGGGGGAAACCGACGCCCCCGGCGGGGGAAACCGACGCCCCCGGCGGGGGAAACCGACGCCCCCGGCGGGGGAAACCGACGCCCCCGGCGGGGGAAACCGACGCCCCCGGCGGGGGAAACCGACGCCCCCGGCGGGGGAAACCGACGCCCCCGGCGGGGGAAACCGACGCCCCCGGCGGGGGAAACCGACGCCCCCGGCGGGGGAAACCGACGCCCCCGGCGGGGGAAACCGACGCCCCCGGCGGGGGAAACCGACGCCCCCGGCGGGGGAAACCGACGCCCCCGGCGGGGGAAACCGACGCCCCCGGCGGGGGAAACCGACGCCCCCGGCGGGGGAAACCGACGCCCCCGGCGGGGGAAACCGACGCCCCCGGCGGGGGAAACCGACGCCCCCGGCGGGGGGAAACCGACGCCCCCGUUGUUUGUCAUCAUGUUUCGGCGCGGUUUAUCAGACGCAGAAAUUGCGGAUUUGAUCAAUCAUAGCGACACUCUGGAUAAUGUAGAGAGUGAUUCAGACGAUUCUGAAUGCAAUGGUGUGUUUGAAGAAGACGAGAUUGAUGACAGUUUGUCUUCAGAUGAAGACGAGAAUGAUGUUGAAGGUGUUGCUUCAAAUCCAGCAGCUGUGCCGUAUCCGAAAGACAGUGAGUGGACUGCAGUUGACACCUACCGACCUCUGCCUGUCAACACGACACCCAGGCAGAUACUAGUGGAUAUUGAUGAGUCGAGUUCUGUACUGGAUUGCAGUAAAGUGUUCCUUACUGACAGUGACGUAAAUGAACUCAAGAGACAGACAAAUUUGUAUGCAUCACAGACAAUACAGAAGAAAAGAAGAGGAAAUAAUCUGAAGCCCCAUUCAGUUUUGAGUUCGUGGAAGCCAGUGACUAUAAGUGAGAUGAGGCGUUUCUUGGGUAUUAUUUUCCACAUGUGUGUUUCGAAAAAGCCAAAAAUUGCGGACCAUUGGAGCACUAAUCCUGUUCUUAGUUGUAACUUUUGUCCCCAUGUCAUGAGCCGUUUGCGUUUCACUCAGAUACUGUCAUGCUUGCAUCUUGUUGACAAUUCAAAUCAGAAAAAACCAGGCGAAGAUGGAUUUCAUCCACUUUACAAAGUUUUGCCAUAUUAUAAUAAUUUGAAGGAGCGAUGUAUCCAGGCAUAUCGUCCCUCAGAAAAAGUGACAAUUGAUGAAGGAAUUUGCCCAUUUCGAGGUCGUGUGAGUUUCCGUGUUUACAUGCAAAAUAAGCCUCAUAAGUAUGGACUGAAAGUAUAUGCUGUUGCUGAAGCCAGUAGUGGCUAUGUUGUAAAUUUUGAAGUUUAUGCUGGUAAGCAUAUUGUUGACAAUUCUUCGUCUGCGGUUAUUUUGCGAUUGUUGUCUGACAGCAGCUUGCUGAACAAAGGCCACACUGUGUAUUUAGAUCGAUUUUAUUCCAGUCCAGAGCUAUUUCAGCAACUGGCAGAGAAAGGCACUGGAGCUGUUGGUACUGUGAACAAAUCCAGGAAAGGAUUGCCUAAAGAUUUAGUAUCUGCUAAGCUGAAAAAGGGCGAAAUGUCUUUUCGGCGUAAAGAUAAUGUAUUGGCAAUGAAGUGGAAAGAUAAGAGAGAUGUGUAUACAUUGUCUACAAGGCAUCAAGCAACAUUUGGUACGCAUACUAAGAGAAAUGGGUCUGUAGUAUUGAAACCACUUCAGGUACUUGAUUACAAACUCAAUAAAAUUGGAGUGGAUAUUGGAGACCAACGCCUGCAGUACAAUCCGUUCCAGCACAGAACUGUGAAAUGGUGGCGAAAAUUAUAUUUCCAUUUGCUGCUUAUGGGAGUAUCAAAUGCAUUUUGGCUGUACAAUGCAGUGCACAGGAAGAAAAUUACAAUAACAGACUUUAUAACAGUGCUUGCAGUUCAGCUUGUUGAAGACGACACACUUGAAUUCAUUCCAAGAAAUGAAGGAACUGUAGGUCGGCUAACAAAGAGACAUUUUUUGCAGCACAUACCUGCAACUACUAAGAAGUAUGCUGCUCGUGUGUGUCACGUGUGCAGUUCCAGGAGCAAGAAACAGAGUGGCAAGGCUUCUCGCAAAGAGACACGAUACGAAUGUGAACAGUGUGGCGUUGCACUCUGCCUGGAACCUUGCUUUAAAAUUUUCCACACUAAAAAACAAUAUGAUUCUGUGUGA
This is a messenger RNA of Schistocerca americana (American grasshopper), 2232 nucleotides long. RefSeq names its product piggyBac transposable element-derived protein 4-like. The record is from RefSeq and is a predicted model, not a curated record. The coding region runs from base 1 to 2232 and encodes 743 amino acids. Lineage: Eukaryota; Metazoa; Arthropoda; Insecta; Orthoptera; Acrididae. The transcript has 3 exons.